AAAAAAAAAAAAAAUCAUAAACCGAAAAAACUGUACAUCUUUUUUCUCUUUCUAUCCAAAAAUGUCAAAGUUGUAUAUCAGUUAUAACCAAAUCCAUAACUCAAUUCGUGACUCUGUCGAGCGUUACCAUAUCAAUGAAGAGUUCAAGCCUGAUCUUAUGAUUGCUAUUGGUGGUGGUGGAUUCAUCCCUGCCCGUAUGCUCCGUACAUUUUUGAAGAAGACCGAGCGUGGUAACAUUCCUAUUCAAGCUAUCGGUCUUUCUUUAUACGAAGAACUCGAGAAUGCUAACGGUGAAGAGAAGCCCGGUACUCAAGUCCAAAAGACUCAAUGGCUCAACUUUGGUGCUUCUCACUCCGAGAUUUCUCUUUUAGGUCGUCGUAUCUUGAUUGUCGAUGAAGUAGAUGACACCCGUACUACACUUGCUUUUGCUGUGGAAGAACUCCAAAAGGAUAUUGAAGCCGAGGAAAUUCGUAAGGGUAUGAAACCCGGAGAGUCAAACACCACACUCGGUGUCUUUGUUCUUCACAACAAACUCAAGGAGAAGAAGCGUGAAUUACCAGAGGAAAUCAUGAAGAACUAUUUCGCUGCUGUCGAGAUGCCCGAUCAAUGGUUGGUUUACCCUUGGGAUGCCACCGAUAUCGAUUCUCAUACCGAGUUAGCAAAGAAGGAUUAAAAUCAUCUUAUACGUAUCCCCCCUUUUAUCACACCACCUUUCCAUCCUUUACAUGUAUUCAUAGACCUAAUUUUAGACCCCAGUAAACCCUCACCAAAAAAAAAAAAUAGAAAGAUAUAUAGGCACUCAUUUUUGUCUUUCUACCCUCUAUAUCAUAAUAAAAAAAUAGAAUUUGCAUAUUUUAUAGACUC
This is a messenger RNA of Mucor mucedo, 864 nucleotides long. Its product is annotated as phosphoribosyltransferase-like protein. The transcript is spliced from 2 exons. Bases 62 to 673 code for a protein of 203 amino acids. The record is from RefSeq and is a predicted model, not a curated record. Gene Ontology annotation, biological process: XMP salvage; hypoxanthine metabolic process; GMP salvage. Gene Ontology annotation, cellular component: cytoplasm. Gene Ontology annotation, molecular function: hypoxanthine phosphoribosyltransferase activity. Lineage: Eukaryota; Fungi; Mucoromycota; Mucoromycetes; Mucorales; Mucoraceae.